Messenger RNA from Microdochium trichocladiopsis, 4509 nucleotides. Its product is annotated as autophagy-related protein 26. The record is from RefSeq and is a predicted model, not a curated record. The transcript is spliced from 5 exons. Gene Ontology annotation, molecular function: UDP-glycosyltransferase activity; hexosyltransferase activity. The coding region runs from base 1 to 4509 and encodes 1502 amino acids. Gene Ontology annotation, biological process: carbohydrate metabolic process. NCBI's taxonomy places the organism in Eukaryota, Fungi, Ascomycota, Sordariomycetes, Xylariales, Microdochiaceae.
AUGGCACCUCCCGCCCCAGACGAGGGGAGCACGACUAGGAGGCGGGUGAGCAAGAAGCUGCGCAAAACCCACAGAGAAGGCCACCAGCCCACGAUGGAGCUCCCCGAACGAUUUCGAGACGAUGGCGACGACGCCGAGGAAGACGUGCGGCCUUCAAACCAGGGUGCCCAGGUCUUUAUGAACAUGAAUCAGUCAAUAUUUGGUCUUAUCGCAGCGGCUGGAUCGACUGUUGACUUCAGCGACCGCUUCGACGGACAGUCUAGCGACGAGGACGAUAGUGGCGUCGGCACUGACGGUCCGCCAGGCACCAAGAAGCACCGUCUGCCCGGCACAUUUUCCGGUGCCCAAACGAUAGUGCUACCAAAGCGGGCUGACAGCAAGGACAAGGGCAAUGACAAGGAGGGCAAGCAUCAUAGGAGAAGCCUGUCCGGCAAGCUGCUGCGCUCUUUGCCUCAGCUACCCAAGCUCACAAGUCGCUCCUUGCGCAAGUCCUCAAAGCUGCGCAGCUCACAACUUUCCUCGGAUGGGGGAGACGAGUCGAGCUCGUCAAGUCCCCAGGACCCAGAGGCUGACUCUCCGAUAGUAGCAUCACCUACGGAGCAGAAGGUCGGUGGACGACUGGCACCUGUCAUGAGUAGAAUGCUAGAAGCCCGUGCCGAGAUGUCAUCACGACCAAGCUUCGACCUGGAAAGACUGUCUGGAGACUUCCGGCGGGGUGAUGACGGGCCGAGCGCGCUGGCCCGCAAACUCAAGGAAAUUUUCGAGUUUGAGCAUGCUGAGGAGGUGAUUCAAGAAUAUCCAUGCUGGCUUCUACAGAGCGUACUGCUACAGGGUUACAUGUACAUCACUGACAAGCACAUCUGCUUUUACGCAUACUUGCCUAAAAAAGCUCAUGAGGUCGCAAAGUCUGGUUAUCUCUCGAAGAGCGGCAAGCGGAAUCCCAAGUUCAAUCGCCACUGGUUCCGACUGAAGGGCGAUGUCCUGGCAUAUUACCGCAACGCAUCCAAUCUGUACUUCCCGGAUGGUCAGAUUGACCUUCGCUACGCCAUUUCUGCAAAUAUUACAGACAAGGACAAGGAGUCCAUCCACUUCUCAGUCGUCACUCACCAGCGCACAUACAACUUCAAGGCCGACAGUUCGCCAAGCGCGAAGGAAUGGGUGAAGAGUCUCCAGAGGGUCAUCUUCAGGUCGCACAACGAUGGCGACAGUGUCAAAAUCUCCCUUCCACUCGAGAAUGUGCUGGAUAUUGAGGACAGCCAGAUGGUGGAGUUUGCAGACACCUGCAAGAUCCGAGUCAUCGAUAACGAUGAGACGUAUGCGAUAGAUGAGUAUUUCUUCUCAUUCUUCAGCUUUGGCAAAGAGGCCAUCAAUGCCCUGAAGGCGACGAUUGAAAGACCAGUGCCCGGCGCGAAGACGAACAAGUUGAAGCUCAACAUCAACACUGGUUCACCAAGCUCCCCACUCGCAACAUCCGGCUCUGUCACACGCUCGCACAGCCCUGCGCCAGGGGCCGAGCUGAAAUCUCCGAAACUUCGUGAUCAUGUCAAGGCUACACUAUCGCCUAUUGGUCAUCCCGAAGCCUCGAGUCCUCGGGCUAGUGGCGACUUCUCACGCGCCAGCUUUGACGCCUUUCGGCAGAUUGGCAGGAGGAGUAUGGACCUGGACUCAGCUGCUCGCGAGCAGGCCAGAUCAUCGCCGAUGCGCCGUAGCUUCAGUGCCUCGAGGUCUUUGAGCCAAAGCCGACACGUCGACCAGUCCGCUCACACGGACAAGCUGGCCUCCUCCGAGUCCUAUGUUCAAUCCCUCGAAGACCCAAGUGGUGCCUCGGGAAUGAUCGAAUCAUCCAAUGAAUCACCUUCUGGCAGCCAAAUACUUCGAGGCAGUGAGGUAUUUCAUAGUCCGACAUUGCCUCGCCGAUCUACGUCCGGCUCGCCCGCCCCGGGACAAUCGAAACCCGCUCACAAACCUUCGUUCAAGCACAAGCCGGACUCACCUCGCGUACAGCCUAAAUCCAUGCCUGCCGGGGUUCCGACCGCUGAUAGCAAGACUGGCGGUUCCACCGAUGACGGUGAACCUCAGUCGUUGCAAAAUUUGGUCAAGAUGGGAGCAUAUCCAUUACAGAGAGCUGGCUUGUUCGCCAACUACCUAAACCAGACCAGCCGUCGGAUGAGCAAUCUCCUCGCCACGGAGUCGAUGGGAUACGUGGAGAAGGUCUCUGGCAUGUGGAAGGGUGGACGCAAGCACUACACUGAGCAGCCGGGGCUCAAAAUCGAGAAUGAAAGUGACGACGAGGACAACGAAAGCCAAGUCGCCGGCGCCACAGAACGUUUCCAGCAGCACUUUGCACUGCCUCCUACCGAGAAGCUCCAGGCUACCUACUUUGGAUUCAUCAUUCGCGUGCUGCCGCUCUACGGCAAGAUCUACAUUAGCGAACGAAACUUCUGCUUCCGAAGCCUGCUGCCGGGGACCAGAACAAAGCUCAUCCUGCCACUCAAGGACAUUGAGACGGUGGACAAGGAAAAGGGGUUUCGGUUUGGAUAUUCUGGCUUGGUGGUUGUUAUCCGUGGUCAUGAGGAGCUUUUCUUCGAAUUCAACCAGGCAGAAGCCCGAGACGACUGUGCGGUAACCUUGCAUCACAGCUUGGAGGCCGCCCGUUACAUGCGUGACUCCGAGACCCUCAAUAGGGAGGAGAAGGUGCAGGCAGAAGAAGCGAUUGCAGAGCGCGAUGCGCUGAACGAGGCUCGCCUCCAGCAGAACCCCGAGCACGAGCUCAAGAUGCCCCAAGGCGUUGAGCUUGGCGACUCAGCUCCGACCAUUCUCUUCGACGACCCCAAGGCGUCAUUCCUCAACUUCAAGCCAGCCGAGCCGAUGAAGAUCACUUGCCUCACAAUCGGCUCGAGGGGUGAUGUGCAGCCGUACAUCGCACUCUGCAAGGGCCUUCUCGCAGAGGGCCACAAGCCGCGGAUUGCGACGCAUGCCGAGUUCAAGGACUGGGUGGAGGGACAUGGCAUUGAGUUCGCGCCCAUCGGUGGUGAUCCUAGCGAGCUCAUGCGCCUUUGCAUCCAGAACGGGACCUUUACAUGGGCGUUUAUGCGCGAGGCAAGCUCCAAAUUUCGUGGGUGGCUUGAUGAGCUGCUCGCAUCGGCUUGGGAGGCUUGCCAGGGCUCUGAUCUGCUCAUCGAGAGCCCCAGCGCCAUGGCAGGCAUUCACAUUGCCGAAGCUCUCGGGAUUCCAUACUUCCGAGCUUUCACCAUGCCGUGGACGCGUACUCGUGCAUACCCGCACGCCUUUGUGAUGCCGGAGCACAAGAUGGGUGGUGCCUACAAUUACGUCACCUAUGUCAUGUUCGAUAAUGUGUUCUGGAAAGCGACGGCAUCACAGGUCAAUCGCUGGCGUAGGAACCUUCUCGGCUUGCCAAGCACCAACCUGGAGAAGAUGCAACCCAACAAAGUGCCCUUCCUGUACAACUUCUCGCCCUCUGUUGUGGCGCCUCCACUCGACUACAGCGACUGGAUUCGAGUGACAGGAUAUUGGUUCUUGGAUGAAGGCAGCGACUGGACGCCCCCAGAUGACCUUCGCGAGUUCAUUGAGCAAGCACGCAAGGACGGCAAGAAACUGGUUUACGUCGGUUUCGGUUCCAUCAUUGUUCCUGAUCCGGCCAAGAUGACACAAGAGGUGAUUGAUGCCGUCCUCAAGGCCGACGUGCGGUGCGUAUUGUCCAAAGGGUGGUCAGAUCGCAUUGGAGGCACCAAGGAGAAUCCAGCCCCCGAAGUGCCCCUGCCACCGGAGAUCUUCCAGAUCAAAAGCGCGCCCCAUGACUGGCUGUUUGCGCAGAUGGACGCCGCCGCCCACCAUGGAGGUUCAGGCACCACUGGCGCUAGUUUGCGCGCAGGCAUCCCCACCAUCAUCAGACCUUUCUUUGGCGACCAGUUCUUCUUUGGCGACCGUCUGGAAGACCUUGGUGUCGGCAUCUGUCUCAAGAAGUGGGGCGCCAAUUCAUUCGCCAGGGCCCUGUGGGAGGCGACUCACAGUGACCGGAUGAUUGUAAAGGCCAGGGUCCUCGGCGAGUCUAUCCGCAAGGAAACCGGCGUUGAGACGGCCAUCCAAUCCCUCUACCGCGACUUGGAGUACUCCACGAGCCUAAUCAAAGCCAAGACGGGCAAGAACGCGGCUGCCAGUGCCGGCGGCGCGGGCGGCAGUCGUAUGAGUGUCGAUGGCAACUCUGGCGGCGACGAGGAUGAUGAGGAGAGCUGGACGUUUGUGGGUACGGGCGACGAUGCUGACCAUGAGUUUGCCCUUAAGAGGACGUCUCUGCGCGGCUCACCCGAGCGCACGUUCCACGGACUAAUGGAGUCCAGCCAGAGCAGCGUGGGCAGCCGGGCCUUGGGCUCAAAGGUCCUUGGCGGCAAUACCGGUGCGAGCGCUUUCAGGUCAGCAGGGCGAGGUGGCAGCCCUGUUGCCACUAUGGCGCAUACGAAGAGCACCGGUACUUCGAGGCUGGUGUCUUAG